AAUUGAAUUACUACUACUUUUGUUUACUGAAAUUGAAAUAGGACAAAAUAUCGUAUUAAGUAAGUGUGGACUCUAAGUUCUCCUGUGUUUGGAAGAAAGUGAAAUGAAGUUAUCUGCAGACCACAUACCUUUAGCUAAGCUUAUGUACAAGCUUGGCAAAUACUAAUUUGCUACUGAGAAAAUUAAAAUCCCAAAAAUCUUCUUCAUCAUGGCUUACUUUUGCUGGUUCUUCUUCCUGUUUGCCAUACUCGUUAGUAGUAAUUUAGGGUCGUCCUCGGACGAUAAAGGUCCAAUAAGACCUUUAAUUAACGUGACGAAGCAUAUCUCUUUUCGAGAUUUCAGCUCCAAUAAUCCCAGAUUGAAGCAAGAUCUUACACUUCUCGGCAGUGCUAUUGUCUCGGAUGAAAAAAAAUCCGUCCAAAUUCCUGACCCCGAGCGAGAAGGCAAUGAUCUUAAGCAUCUAGCAGGACGAGCUAUCUAUUCAUCACCUAUACGUUUCUUCGAUCUUCAGACACAAACACCGGCUUCUUUUGAAACGACCUUCUCGUUUCAAUUUGAAGUAAAGUCCAAUUCGAGCAAUGAGACGUUAGAUCUCGGGAAAUCUGUUGGUGGUAGUGGUCUUACUUUUAUAAUCGUUCCGGAUGAAUUAACUGUUGGCCGUGCUGGUCCGUGGCUUGGCAUGCUGAACGAUCUAUGCGAUGAUGAUUAUAAAACAGUAGCUAUUGAGUUUGAUACUCGGCAGAACGCCGAAUUUGGUGACCUGAAUGACAAUCACUUGGGCAUUAAUUUGGGUAGCAUAGUUUCAACUGCAGCAAUUAAUGCCUCGGAUGCCGGGGUUCAAUUGAAUGACGGAUCAAUUCACAGAGUUUGGAUAUAUUACGAUGGGCGAAAGCGUUUUAUGGAAAUUCGUCUUGCACCUGAUGGCAGAGGAUAUCCUUCUAAAUCCGUAUACUCUGGUUUACUUGAUCUUUCCCCUUACUUGAGUGAGUAUAUGUUUGUUGGAUUUUCAGCUGCUACUGGUAACCAUACACAAAUCCACAACAUCCUGUCAUGGAAUUUCACUUCGAUUAGUCAAGCUUCGCUUCGGAUUCCUUCAACAGAGACGUGCCAGAACAAAAUCAUGCUUCAAAAUAGCACACAGGCUGAAAUGGAACAUCGGAAAACGCCUAAUAGUUUCUUCAUUUUCCUUGCUGUGGUCAUUCUUCUGGUAAUUGUUCUUAUUAACCUCUAUUUCAGUAGCUACAAGGGAGAUGGAGAGUCCAUGGAAGCAACCACUCUGCCCGAGAAAAAGCAGAGACCGCGGCCACCAAACAAGGCGCGUCGCUUCACAAUAGCAGAGAUCUACAUCGCAACUCGGAAUUUCAGCGAGUUACAAAUAUUGGGCAGUGAUGAGAAGAGUAUUACGUAUAAGGCCACAAUCCUGAACGGGUGCAAUGUUGUUGUAAAGCGAUAUUUAACUCAGUUUUUCAAUACCCACGGGUUUGAAAAACGUCAAUUUCACAAGGAAAUCAAGGCCAUCAGCAGAAUUCGUCACCCGAAUUUGGUCCCGAUUAGAGGAUGGUGCUAUGACAACCAAGAAACUAUCGUUGUGUAUGAUUUCAUCCCAAAUGGAAGCCUCGAUAAAUGGCUGUUUGGCGUUGGUGUCUUGCCUUGGACGAGGCGUUUUAAGGUCGUUAAAGACAUAGCAAAUUCUCUUGUCUACCUUCAUUCCAAGCAACUCGCGCACAAGAAUGUCAAAAGUAGCAGUGUGUUUCUCGACGUGAGCUUCAGAGCAGUAGUGGGUGAUUUCGGGUUUGUGCUCACUUCAGCCGGGUCGACCCGGUUUGAGUCCAUGGUAAGUCAGACAGCUGAUGUGUUCGAGUUUGGUGUAGUCGUGCUAGAGAUUGUUGCGGGUCGGAGCAAGAAGUCCAACCCGGGAGAACAGGACUUGUUGGAUCUUGCAUGGGCAAUGCAUGAGGUACAACAGAAGGAAACUCUAGUGGAUCGGAGAAUGGGCGCGAUCGUGAACCUGGAGCAGGCGAUUCGGGCUUUGGAUAUCGGGUUGCUCUGCACGUUGAACGAGAACAAAGGAAGGCCUACGAUGGAAGAAGUGGUGGAAUUCCUAAAUAUGGAGAAACCGAUUCCGGAGUUGCCAUCGGGUCGACCCGUUUCUUUGUUCCCGUACAGCAGCACCACAGGAUUGUGCAGUGGGUACGCUUGUACAGCAUUCAAAUGAAGCCACGUGUUCGGUUCAUCAACAGAAAGUAGCCAAUUGGUGCUUUAUCUUCCACGUAAGCAGACAUUAUUCUAUCAGUUUGGCUACGAAAUAAUGACAGGGAAGCACAUGCAUAUGCUAUGUGACGUUAUUUUCGUGAUAUAGACACUGAUUGUCUGGUCUGUGGUCGGAGUUGUAAAUCACAAGAACUCUUAAAAAGAUUUGAAAUUAUUGUGUAUAUGUACUGCAAUUCACAUGUUCUAUAUAAUUGUAUGUAAUCUUAAUUUAUUCCUCCAUCAUUUUGUAUAUAAUAAAACUUUAACUUAUGUAUAA
Solanum dulcamara is the source of this 2527-nucleotide messenger RNA. Its product is annotated as L-type lectin-domain containing receptor kinase VIII.2-like. Gene Ontology annotation, molecular function: carbohydrate binding; ATP binding; protein kinase activity. The transcript has a single exon. The record is from RefSeq and is a predicted model, not a curated record. Gene Ontology annotation, biological process: protein phosphorylation. Bases 209 to 2215 code for a protein of 668 amino acids. Lineage: Eukaryota; Viridiplantae; Streptophyta; Magnoliopsida; Solanales; Solanaceae. Gene Ontology annotation, cellular component: plasma membrane.